AUGACCUCUUUACCCUGUCCCCUUCCUGGCCUUGGUCCCUCCAACGUUGUCUUCCCGGACCUCGCCCCCGCCUCGUCGGUAGUGGCUGCUUACCAGCUUGGACUAUCCCCCGGAACCGCAGCUUCCCCCGAUUUGUCUUUCUCCCAGACCUAUGGCCACCUCCUGUCCUAUUCCUACCCUGGGCCAGCAACCCCAGGAGACUCCUACCUGUCCAGCCAGCAACAAUCCGCGGCGCCGUCUCGGCCCUUUCACCAGCCGACUGAACACCCUCAGGAACUCGAAGCAGAGUCAGAGAAACUGGCACUGUCCCUGGAACCCUCCCAGCCGUCCCUGACCAGGAAGCUGCGCAAGCCUAGAACCAUCUACUCCAGCCUGCAGCUGCAACACCUGAACCAGCGUUUCCAGCAUACCCAGUACCUGGCCCUGCCCGAGAGAGCUCAGCUGGCAGCGCAGCUUGGACUCACCCAAACCCAGGUAAAGAUCUGGUUUCAGAACAAACGCUCCAAAUAUAAGAAGCUCCUGAAACAGAGCUCUGGGGAGCUGGAAGAGGACUUCUCUGGGAGACCCCCCUCCCUGUCUCCCCACUCUCUAACCCUCCCAUCCAUCUGGGAUCUACCCAAGGCAGGCACCCUGCCUACCAGUGGCUAUGACAACAGCUUUGGUACCUGGUAUCAGCAUCAUUCCCCAGAUGUGCUGGCGCUGCCUCAGAGGAUGUGAGUCUGGAGGGAGGCUGGUCAGGCUUCAGCCCUCCUGUCAAGCCCAGGACCUGAGCACCUGCUCCCCUUCUGGGAGGAGAGGAAACCGGCUCCAGAUGGAUUUUCUCAGAAGUCAAGAAGCUGAAGGAGAAAAGGAAAAGAAUGGAGUGGAAGCCUGGCUCUCCAAGCUAGAGAGCUAAACCAGGGGAUUUAGACUGCCACCAUCUUGCCACUCCCUCCCCCUUCAAAUGACUACAGCCCCAGCACAGCCUAGGAUCCAAACCAGGAAGAAAACAAGUAUCAUUCCUGGCUUGCACCGUGGGGGUCCAGACAGCUCUUCCAUGAACAAAACUAGAAGUGGACACAGAGUCUCUGUUGUUGGCCACCAUAAAGUCUCCGAUUUCCAUUUACUAAUUAUUGAUGGUGGCCCAGUGGUAGAGUAAGUGCUUAACAUGUAAGAGGCCCCAGCACCAAAACAAAAACAUGGAAGGCAGUUGGGCCUGUGGGCAGCUCAUGCAUCUCUGUCCGUCCCCCCCCCCCCCCCCCCGGAGCUGGGGACCGAACCCAGGGCCUUGCGCUUCCUAGGCAAGCGCUCUGCCACUGAGCCAAAUCCCCAACCCCAUGCAUCUCUGUUUUAAAUGGCUGUCUACCACCUUAUCUACCCAUUUGAUAGUCAUGGGCUCAUUGUAAUUCAUCAGGUACAUGCUAAGAGCCUAGGCCUGCUGCUCCCCAUUCUUAACACCUCACAAGUUCACCUGCACAUAUUGUGGGAGGGGACAAACAGAACCUCUGGAUCAGUGCGGGCCUAGCUGCAAAGGUGGGGUAGCCUUGGCAUCUCGGCUCCUCACUGUUGCCUCUACCCAAGAAACUGCCCUGACUCACCGCUAUUCUGCCCGGCAUUCCCAGGGACUUGUCAGCUCUCAAAUCCCAAGCU
Molecule: messenger RNA, 1629 nt
Organism: Rattus norvegicus (Norway rat)
Lineage: Eukaryota; Metazoa; Chordata; Mammalia; Rodentia; Muridae
Gene: Dlx4
Product: distal-less homeobox 4
Exons: 3
Coding region: 1-717 (238 amino acids)
Biological process (GO): negative regulation of transcription by RNA polymerase II; regulation of DNA-templated transcription
Cellular component (GO): nucleoplasm; nucleus
Molecular function (GO): DNA-binding transcription repressor activity, RNA polymerase II-specific; sequence-specific double-stranded DNA binding; sequence-specific DNA binding
Source: RefSeq, marked provisional